CCCAGAGCCAAACCCUACCAAAACCUCUGCUCUGUAAAGUUCAAAGUCUCUCUCUCUCUCUCUCUCUCCCUCUCUCUCUCAAUGCAUCGAAUAGUUUCGAAAGCAGCUUCAACGAUCACUUCACGUACUUCAAGAAAAUUAGUGUGUAACAGAGUCAUAUGCAGCAGAAAUUAUGGGGCAAAAGCCAUCAAGUUUGGAGUCGGGGCUCGGGCAGCAAUGCUGCAGGGGGUUUCCGAGGUCGCAGAAGCUGUUAAAGUCACAAUGGGACCAAAGGGUCGCAAUGUGAUAAUUGAAAAAAGUCCUGGGGAUCCCAAAGUGACAAAGGAUGGUGUCACUGUUGCCAAAAGUAUCAGCUUCAAGGAAAAGGCCAAAAAUGUUGGCGCAGAUCUUGUAAAGCAGGUUGCAAGUGCUACUAAUACUGCUGCUGGAGAUGGUACUACAUGUGCAACUGUCCUAACUCAGGCAAUACUCAUGGAAGGUUGCAAGUCAAUAGCUGCUGGUGUGAAUGUGAUGGAUUUGCGUAGUGGUAUCAAUAUGGCCGUUGAUACUGUUAUAUCUGAUCUGAAAAGCAAAGCAUUGAUGAUAAGCACACCAGAAGAAAUUAAACAGGUUGCUACUAUUUCUGCUAAUGGUGAAUAUGAGAUUGGGGAUUUGAUAGCAAGAGCAAUGGAGAAAGUUGGAAAGGAAGGGGUCAUUACUGUUGCAGAUGGGAAUACUUUGGAUAAUGAGUUGGAAGUGGUGGAAGGAAUGAAGCUAGCCAGAGGCUACAUAUCUCCUUAUUUUGUGACUGAUCAGAAGACCCAGAAAUGUGAACUAGAGAACCCACUAAUCCUCAUCUAUGACAAGAAAAUUUCAGACAUGAAUUCACUUCUGAGAAUAUUGGAGCCUGCAGUACAGAAAAAUAGAGCACUUCUUAUUGUGGCUGAGGAUGUUGAUAGUGAGGCACUGGCUAUGCUUAUACUCAACAAGCAUCGUGCUGGGCUCAAGGUUUGUGCCAUUAAAGCUCCAGGUUUUGGAGAAAAUAGAAGAGCAAAUUUAGAUGAUCUUGCCAUUCUUACUGGGGGAGAGGUCAUUACCGAAGACCGUGGUUUAACCCUUGGCAAAGUCCAAUUUGAAAUGCUGGGUACUGCAAAAAAGGUUACUGUCUCUCUUGAUGACACAAUAAUUCUACAUGGGGGUGGAGAUAAGAAGCUGAUUGAAGAAAGAUGUGAGCAGCUGAGAACAGCUAUUGAUAAGAGUACUGCCACGUUUGACAAGGAGAAAGCACAGGAAAGGCUAUCAAAGCUAUCUGGUGGUGUGGCUGUUUUCAAGGUUGGAGGGGCUAGUGAGGCAGAAGUUGGAGAAAGAAAAGAUAGGGUAACCGAUGCUUUAAAUGCUACAAGAGCGGCUGUGGAAGAGGGUAUUGUGCCAGGUGGUGGUGUUGCCCUCUUGUAUGCUGGAAAAGUUUUGGAGAACCUUCAAACUGAAAAUGAAGACCAGAAGAGAGGGAUAAAGAUAAUCCAGAAUGCUCUUAAGGCACCUACAUUCACAAUAGCCUCAAAUGCUGGUUUUGAUGGUGCUGUUGUUAUCGGCAAAUUGUUGGAACAAGAUGAUCGUAAUUUUGGGUUUGAUGCUGCUAAAGGUGAAUAUGUCAACAUGGUGGAGCAGGGAAUAAUAGAUCCUCUCAAAGUGGUUAGAACGGCUCUGGUAGAUGCUGCCAGCGUGUCGUUGCUACUGACAACAACUGAGGCAGUCGUUGUGGAUCAUCAGGACGAGAAACACAAACCUGCGAGCCGGAUGCCAAAUUUGGAUGAUAUGGGCUACUAGAAGCACACACACUGACCAUUCUUCAAAAAUAAACUCAACCGCAGGUUUCCAAAUUUUUUUAUGAUAUGGACCGCGAAGACGACUAUUCUUCAAACACAAUAGCAUUGCAAUAUAUCAAUAUUUGGGCCUCUUUUUUUUCUCAUGUAUUUAUUAAAAUUUCAAAAAACAAAAGUGAGUUCGUUCCGAAGCCCAAGCUUUGUUAUGACUUUUCACAGAAAAAUGAGAUAUUGGAAAUGAAUAUUCUUUCGAAUGAAAGUCUGAUUUUAGAAUA
Molecule: messenger RNA, 2077 nt
Organism: Juglans regia (Persian walnut)
Lineage: Eukaryota; Viridiplantae; Streptophyta; Magnoliopsida; Fagales; Juglandaceae
Product: chaperonin CPN60-like 2, mitochondrial
Exons: 17
Coding region: 82-1806 (574 amino acids)
Biological process (GO): protein refolding
Cellular component (GO): mitochondrion; cytosol
Molecular function (GO): ATP binding; ATP-dependent protein folding chaperone
Source: RefSeq, a predicted model, not a curated record